This is a messenger RNA of Ustilaginoidea virens, 2322 nucleotides long. RefSeq lists its product as uncharacterized. The coding region runs from base 1 to 2322 and encodes 773 amino acids. Gene Ontology annotation, cellular component: exocyst; membrane. The record is from RefSeq and is a predicted model, not a curated record. Gene Ontology annotation, biological process: exocytosis; Golgi to plasma membrane transport; intracellular protein transport. NCBI's taxonomy places the organism in Eukaryota, Fungi, Ascomycota, Sordariomycetes, Hypocreales, Clavicipitaceae. The transcript is spliced from 10 exons.
AUGCCACGACGUCACGCAGGCUUGGACGACUAUGCCUCUGCAAUUCCACAGAUCAUUCUUUCUUCAACAGAUUCCGACUUUCUUGACCAGCUCAUACCAAUACUCAAGGAUGCAGCGACAUCCAAGCGGACGCCGAUCCUAAUACAGUGCCUUACAAGGUAUUCAUACGACCGCGAGGCGGACAUAGAGCGCAUAGGGUUGACGAAGCACGAAGAAUUCCUUGAUUCCGUCUCUAAAUUACAGCUUGUCCGAGAAAGCACUGUCUCCUUGACGUCUGAAAUCCUCGAGCUCAACCAGUCCAUCCAAGCUAGCACCGAGAAGUUGGCUGAGCAAAAAGGUGCCCUGGUCAAUACCAAAGCAGUUCGCCAGAACAUUGCCGAUACAACAGAAGCCUUGAAAGAAUCGCUGAAAGUACUGCAUGCCGUCAACUCUGCCCACGAUUUGGUUCGUCAAAAGAACUAUUACUCCUCCCUCAAAUCCCUCGAGGAUUUACAAAACGAGCACCUGGUUCCAAUCAUACAAAAUCGAUAUGCCACACAGCAUCGACUAGCGGGUCUCAUUCAACAAUCGAUUCCUGCCUCUCGCAAGGCCAUUUCCGAAGCUGUCAUGACCGACUUGAGCACAUGGUUGUUUCGAGUCAGAGAGACAUCACAAUUUCUGGGCGAAGUGGCUUUCUACCAUACCGAAAUGCGAAGGACCCGGCAAAGACAAAGGGUUGAAGAGGACCAAUUCAUGGGGAAUUUUCGGUUGAACUCUUCCAUCGAACUUGUAUGCGACGAAAACCAAGAUUUUGAUGUGUUGAACAACGAGGAAUUACAAGUCAACUUCACACCUCUUUUUGAAGCUACGCACAUACACGAGGCUCUUGAUCAGAUCGAUCGAUUUCGAUCCGAAUACGCGACUACUAGGAAGCAGCAAAAAGACCUUUUGCUGCCAAACUCAGUUGAGCUCUUGGCUGAUGACGAGUCUUCUUUGAGCAGUCUGUUGGAGGGCAUCGCGGGAUUCGCGAUUAUUGAGAGGGAAACCCUACGUCGACUACCGCAUUUGCGGUCCGACGCCGAUGUCGAAGAACUGUGGGAGUCAAUGUGCAGUGCCGCAAUCAACCUUACUGCCCGAGCAUUGAAUGACAUUAGUAAUGCCGAGGUUCUGCUCAAAAUCAAAGGGGUCAUAGCAUUAUUCGUGCAAACUAUGGAAGGUUGGGGGUACCCUGUAUCUACUCUUGAUACCUUCUUGCUCACGCUUUUCGACAAAUAUGCCGAGCUACUUAAACAUCGAUUUAGUGAAGACUUUCAAGAGAUCGUAUCGACGGACGACUACAUGCCCAUGGCCAUCAACUCUCGAGAAGAAUAUGAAAAAGUCAUCAAUGUCAGCUGGUUUAUUCAGGCCCAGUCCAUUGACGAAGUCGCGUUCCCCUGUGUGUUACCAUUCUCGCAAAUGUAUCCCCUCUGCUGCAUUGACGUCAGGAAUUUUCUCAAUCAAUUCUAUUUCUUCUCCGAUGAUCACUUCCAGCAUACCGAAGUCAUUGAUGAGACCUUGCGAAAGUCGCUCGAUGAGUUAUUGACCGAAAAGGUUUGCCGCUCGCUCGUUGAAAGAUUAUCAUCGCAGUACCUGGGUCAAAUUGUUCAAAUUCUUAUCAAUCUUGAACAUUUCGAAAUUGCUUGUCAGGAACUAGAGCAACUUUUGAUCCGAGCGCGUUCCUCUUCAGCCGGGGGUCCGUUGAAGCUCAAUGCUACGGAAGAGUUCCGAAACAGUAAGAAGAUUGCCGAAAAGCGCAUCUUUGAGCUCGUCAACAGCAAGAUUGACGACCUCAUUGACACGGCAGAAUAUGACUGGUUGGCCGCCGAUGUGACCACAGAAACGAGCAAUUAUAUGCAAACGCUGACCCGAUAUCUUUCCAACAUCAUGAACUCGACCCUUUUGGGAUUGCCGCGCGAGAUCAAGGAGCUCAUUUAUUUCGAUGCAUUGUCACAUGCUGCCAACAAAAUUCUGGCCCUGCCACUGGCUCCAGACAUCAAGCACAUAAACAGCAAUGGCGUCACUGCGUUAGCGCAAGAUGUGCAAUACUUGACCGAGUUCGUCAGCAGUUUGGAGAAUGGCCAAAUGCUUCGUGAAAACCUUGAGGAGCUUCAACAAACCAUCAGCUUGAUGGAAUCCGACAACCAUGAGGAAUUCUUCGACAUCUCCAUUCGUAAUAAAAAGUAUGGGCGAGUGGAUGCAAUAAACGGACCGAUGUUACUAGAAAAACUGACACCAGUACCGCAAUUGCCUGGCAGAGCCGCGCCAUUAUCCAACCUAUCCUCCAGGUUUGCUAUGAUGAAAUAG